CAACAGCAACAACAACGUCAACAACCUUCCAUGCCAAGCUCACUACUCUGCAACAACAGCAGCAACAGAAACAUCAGCAGCAGCAGCAACAUCUGAAUGAACAUAACAGUGCCACACGUAGACGCACGUAGACGUAUUGCAUGUAACCGGAACACAAAAACUCGGCACGAAGAAGGCUAAAAACGCGAAAAUAAUUUGCCAUUUUUCCAUCUCCAACGAAAUCCAUAAAAAUUGUGAAAAUCAAUCGGGUGUGAAGAAAACAUAUAAAAAUUUAGAAAACAAAACAAGUGAAAAACAAAAAAUUUAUAUCACAAACCAUAAGGAAAAUCCUCACAAAUUUUUUGUUGUUGGUUUUUUUUUGUUACAAAAAUAGCAAAAGAAAAACAAAACUAUUUACAAUAAAACAAAAAAUAAAAAAAAUAAUACAAUAAAAAUAUUAAAAGUUUUUUGUGAAGAGCCCAAAUCGGACCAAAAAAUAAAAUUUUCAAAAUCAUUGGGGAGUGAACAAAAUUAUUUGACACAACCAAAAAAAAAAAAAAAUAAUAAAAAAUUAAAAAAAAAAUUGGAUUUGUGUGUUCUAUAAAAAUACCAAAAAACCAUUUAAAAAAGUUAAUUAAAAAGCAAAAUUUCUUGAAGAAAAAAACCAUCUUACCAUCCAAGAUAUCUAAAAUAUAAUGGAGUGUGGUUAACAAUUACAUCCCUACCUAUGGAGAAAAAGUAAAUGAGUCUAUAUAAAUAUUUUGCUGGAGAAAACCCUGAAAACAAUUCAUACAAAAAGUUUAGAAAACAAGCAACUGAGUUCAGACAAGGAGGAAAACAACAAAUAAUCAAGAAAUCAGUGUAAAAAUGACUUCGUUACCUUCGACACUCCGUACAACAGCAAUUUCGAUGACAUAGACGUGCGUGGAAACUGAUUAAUCAAAAUUUCAUAGCUAUUCUUCAGGCCAAUGUUCGCAAAUGAAACCAUAAUAAUUUAAAAAUCACUUAACUUUAAACUAGAGUUCUGUAAAAACUAACUUUUUUAGUUUCAAUCCAAGCCGGUACACAACUUCUUCACAUUAAGUUUUAUUUUUAUUCAAAACCCCAAAGCAAAGGACCCUUCAAAAAAGAAAAGAACCAAAAUUCAAAUUCAAAAAAGUAAAAAUUUCAAACUUUCGUGAAUACGUUUUUCUUUUCGACAGAGCUCUAGUAAAAUCAAAAAUCAAUCGUUUUUAUUUUAAAAAGUCAAAAAUUAACAAAUUUUGGAUUUCAAUUAAGAAUCUUUUGAGUGUUAAUCAUUUGUUUAAAAAAAAGAGAAAAAGCCGCAUAAAAAGGCACAUACCAGUCAAGAUACCCACAUCGUCUAAAGGAAGAAAGGCAAUUCACAAAAAGGUCUUGCGGAAAACAUAUUUCCCUAAAACCCCCUGAAUGUUGCUGUCGCAGAUUUUAAAUUUCCUCUAAACUUGGAGUAAACAACUAAGAAAAAAGAUCUUUUUGUAGAGGGAUGUUCUUCUGUACAAAAUUCAAAAUUUCCCAAAUGCCUUCAAAGCAAUACAACUCCAGCGACUACGAUAUAUUCUGGCCUUCAUCUGAUUGCUAACUUAAAAUCACAACACACAUAAAUUUUGGACCAAAAACUUGAAAAAAAAAAAACAAACGAUUAUAUUCUUUGGCAAAAAGUGACAAAAAUAAAUAAAUCACCCACAUUUAAUUUUUGAAUACUGUAUCUCGAAACGAAUCAAAACUCGCGCGUGUGUGCACAUUCAUUGAAAAAUAUUUGUAACAAAAUUGAAUUAAGGCAAACGUAUCAUUUUUUAUACCACACUGAUCGCAGCAACUCGAACUAAAACAGUCGAAGUUAUUGGGAACGUAACGGAGAAGCGAGCAGCGGCAACCACGGCCAACAUAAUAAUUAUCUUAUGGAUUGCUGGACGGGUAACGCCCGACUGGCGAGUGUUUUAGUUUAAGCAGCGUAAGCUGUCACCGACAUGGGCAGUGAGCACUACUGCUUGAGGUGGAACAAUCAUCAAUCCAACCUGUUAGGGGUGUUUAGUCAAUUAUUACAGGACGAGAGCCUGGUGGACGUCACAUUAUCUUGUUCAGAGGGCGCUCCCAUCAGAGCCCAUAAGGUGGUCCUCUCGGCCUGUUCAUCGUAUUUCCAGAGCCUUUUUCUGGACCACCCCGAAAAGCAUCCCAUUGUGAUAUUAAAGGACGUCCGUUUUGCCGAACUGCAAACCUUAGUAGAAUUCAUGUAUAAAGGCGAAGUAAACGUGCAAUAUUGUCAGUUAUCGGCACUGCUGAAAACGGCUGAGUCUUUGAAGGUCAAGGGUUUAGCAGAAAUGACAAAUCAGAAUACAACCCUACGAGAACCAGAACGUGAACCCGAACGACUACGACCCCACUCACAGCCCUGUAAGAGUAGUAACAGCUCAUGUGACAGUCCCGUCGAUGCCACACUUUCCGGGCCAUCUACAUCCGCAUCCAAUAUUGGUACGUCAUCGCAACACUCUGCCGCCUCAACAGCAGCACCCUCAAUAGGAACAGCAGCAACAACACCAAUAAAUGCCGCCUCUUCAACAUCUGCCACCACAAAUGCCACAAGCACUACAGUGGCUGCCGCAGCGGCCACCUCAUCCGCCAUUGCCAGCUCCCUAAGUUCGAAGCGAAGUGGUAGUACAAGCACCAGUAAUGAACAGUCAGCAACGGAACGUUGUAGUCCCUCACCUCCGAAGCGAAUCCACGUUAAAUCGGCGGCCUCCAUACAGGAGCAUCGUGGGUCCCCCCAACCCCUAGAUCUCUAUCAAAGACGUUUGGAACAUCAACAGGAAGACACCAAGGAAAAUUCCAUUUUAAAUAAUGAUAAUGCAGCCGCAACAUCUGCAGCGACGGCGACCACAACGUCACUGGCAAAUGAUAGGGCAAGAAGUACGCCACCUCACAGUGCCGGCAGUGGGACAACAGCAAAGCACCACUGCCGAGAUGGUAAUGGUGACGACGACAUGGUCAUGAAACACGAGGACCCUGAUCGCGAUACUGGUCGGGAGGGAGGAGAGGAAGGAGAGUGCUCAUAUCAUUCACCCGAUCGACUUGGAGCCAUUGAUGUACAUAGAGGCUUGACCCGCGAUUGUGACGACUCGGUGGUGAAGAAAAUCGAAGAUGUUGAAGACGAUGACUAUGGAGACGAAGAAAUGGAUUUGGACGACGACGGUGAUAAUAGCUCGGACGAUGUGGCCGGGCUAAAUAUGAAAAUACAUAGCAGCAGUUUAGCGGCCGCCUUGGUAAGUCCCAAUUUGCGAUCUGGUCUGGAGAGUAGCCUGUGUGCGCUUGGUGGCGUACGCGAACGUGACCGUGACCUUGAAGCUGGAGAUUCGGCUCGGUCCACACCGCUAACAGCCUCAACGGCCUUGGCACUAGAUUCACACUCACAUCGUCCAGCAUCCCGCAGUUCACGAGAUGGUUCGUGUUUAGAUCGGCCCAGUAGUAGGGGCGGCCACAGCGGUUUACCGUCUACAUCAGCCACUUCGUUGGCUGGCGGUCUCAGUCCCGGUUCAUCAACGGCAGCAGCCUUAGGUCUGGUUGCUGAUACAUUGGCCGGACCAUCUGGUUUGGGACCAGUACAGUCGGUGCCAUUGUCUCUUAAAAAGGAAAUCGAUUGCAGUGAAGACGAUAAUAGCAACAGUCGUCACCUACAGCCACGCUCCGCAUCCGCCAGUGGCAUUUUGGGCGGUGAGCUCGAUUAUAGAACAUCUCAUGAAUCGCUUUUACGCAACUUUGGUAUGGCUACCAGAUGUCCUACACCAUUCGCUUUUCCAUUUACACCGCUGGGCUUAAGUUUAUUCGAUAUUGAUCCGUCCAGAAUAUUAACAUUGUUGCACCAUCAGACAUGGUUAGCAGAAGAGGCUUUAAGAAAUCGCGGUUUACUGACGCCCCCGCCUACAUCAAAGGAUUUCUCACACCGUUACAAUCCCUUAAGCGAUCUACUUUCCAAAGAUUAUCAUCCCAACCAUAUGCAUGUAAACACUGCCGAUCUGUUAGGCCGAUCAUCAACUUCUUCAGCAACCAAUGCUGGGGGAGCCAGUGAUUUGGCUAACAAACACCAACAACAGCAACACCGUUCCAUACCACAGCAACACCAGUACAAACAACAACCACCUUUUAAUAUACGUUAUCCGUCGCCAAGUGCAUUUUUCCAUCAUCAGCAGCAGCAACAACAAACGCAAGCCUUACAUCACCAUUUGCAACAUCAACUUCAGCCACAGAAGCUAAUAAAAUUAACUAGACAAAAUACGCCAUCUCCACAUCAUCAACAACAGCAAGGCGCCAAUUCGAUUCAGUCCUUGCACAAGACCUCCUCUGAGCGCUCUGUUACACCUUGCCAUCCCUCCAAGGACGAUAACAAUGAUUGUGAUGCCGUAAUUGAAUUGACACCAAUGUCACACGAUGAGGCAGCUGCCAUUAGAGACCGAGACAGUGGUAAUUCCAGUGCAGCCACAACUAGUUCCAUUACCUCAUCCAUGAUCUAUAAGGAUUCCCUAGAGCAAUUAUUGCAACGCCGCCACUCAAGCUCAACACUGGCUGUUGAGUCGGGUUUGAAGACGUAUUCGCAACUUUUGUUGAACUCAAGCACUCCAACGGAUACCUCAAGUUGUAAGGAGAAAAGCUCCUCUUCAUCUACCUCAUCUACACCGCCACCAACACCUGGUACGCCAGGUCAGCUCUCACUUAGCCGUAGUAGUUUGUUGAAAAGCCCCUCGGAUACCUCAUCAUUGUUCAGCGAGCCCAUCGAAGAGGAGACCCGUUGCAUAGUGUGCAAUGCUCACUUCCCCAAUGUUUGGCUAUUGGAACAACACGCCGCCCUGCAGCACCCCCUUUUGGGGCCAGGUGAGGAAAAACCUUUUAUUUGUGAACAAUGUGGUCAAACCUAUCGAUAUCGUUCAGCUUAUGCCAAACACAAAGAAACCAAUCAUCGAUCGCGUCUACCCGCUGACAAGCUCUUCACAUGCGAUGUCUGUGGCAUGCAGUUCCGCUACUUGAAAUCCUUUAAGAAACAUCGCCUAAACCAUGCCCUCGAGCGAUUGCAUGGCAAAAAAGGUAAGCAUCCAUUUGCCAUGCAUAUGCAACAUGAAAUGGUUCCGGGUUCCCAGGAGCCUUGCGCUGCCCCUAUGGGCUCCGAUUCAGAUAUCGUUGAAGAUUUACGUAUCAAUAUCAAAAAAGAACGUGACGAUGAUGAGUCGCAACAUCAGCAACAUCACCAACAGCAAUUGCUUCUGCAAAAGCAGGGGCAUGAGGAGGAGACCGAAGGCGGAGGUGGCGCUGAUUUAGUAGGAGUUCUAAGUUACGCAGAAAAUCAAAAACUACAGACCAAUACGAAAGAGCCGAAUAUUAUUCACAGCUCGGACGGAAUACAUAGUACAAAUAAGAGGCAACGUCUUCUUAAUACACCCCUAUCAUCCCAUAUGGAAACGGAUCCCUCCUUCCAUGCGCAGCAUCAACAUACAUCGAUCCCAACGUCGCAGCAACAAAAUCACCCUCAACAUCAUAUAGCACAUCAUUCACAUCUUCAUUCUCAACUGCCUGGGCAUUUGGCCCACAAUAUGACCGCUAUGGCGGCAGCUGCGGCUGCGGCCACCACCCCACAGCAUCCAGCACAAAUGACACCUCAAACAGCCGCAAUUCAUGGUACGGUUGCAGCAAGUACCAUGAGUUCCUUAAGUUCUCUCAACUCAAUAACUUCACUCAUCAAUGCGGAGCGUUUGCCGAAUGAACAGUUCUUGGGUCUUAAUCCACAAGAGGCCUCGAUACUAAAUUUCCUACGAGUUGAUGCCCAGGAAAGGCAACGCGAUAAAAGCAGGCCCCCGGCUUCUCGUUUCGCCUGCCCUUUCUGUGGUAAAUGUGUGCGCUCCAAGGAAAAUCUUAAACUACACGUGCGCAAACACACCGGGGAGCGACCCUUCGUAUGUCUCUUCUGCGGACGGGCCUUUGGAGGCAAAUCCGAUCUAACGCGUCACCUGCGCAUACACACGGGUGAGAGGCCUUACCACUGCGAAUCAUGUGGCAAGUGUUUUGCCCGUGCCGAUUACCUGUCGAAGCAUCUGACCACGCACAUACACAAUGCUCCGCGCUGAGAUGAGGUGCGAAGGAGAAGACUCCUUCGCCGUUAGGUGUUCAAGAAAAUACCACCGGCCCACAUUGCAAGAUCCACCCGAAAAACAAUGGCCCUGACAACACUUAGUAUAGAUCAAUUUUCACGGAGAACGGGAAAGAGAGAAAAUGUGGAAAAAAGGAAACACUUUAGAAUAAUACGUAAGAACUUUGGUAUCUACACAUACACGUACAUGCAUGUAUAAAAGCAAAAUAACAGACAUACACACUCACACCUAGUACAUACACAUGUACAUAUGAAGUUUCACUCCCAAUGUAAUAAAUACAUGCAAGCAUUAACACACCAGAAAAUGUUCGGUCGUUUAUCGACUUCGUCAAACAAUUGAGGCGUAUUUACAGGAAUCUUAAAUUGAAACACUUUAUAUAUAAUUUAAAAAUAACUUAUCAUUUCAAUGAUAUUUUCUUUUUCGUAUAAAUUGUAGGAAUAUAAACGUAAAUUAUAUCGGAGUCUAUACAUAUUAAAAAUAUUAAUUUAUAACUUUAUUGAAAUUACAAAACUAUUGUUUAGUUGUAAGCUCAUGAAUUUGAUUUGUCUAGGUGAAAUUAAGUAGUAAUUGAUUUUAAUGCUGGCCGUAUAAUCAAUCAAACACAAGGUCCUUGAUUUGUUAAAGACAAAAUCAUUGACUAGAUUGAAACGAUUUUAGUUCAUGUGGGAACCAUAUAUGGGUAUUAUUUUCUAACUCUAAUUACUUUUCAUUUCAUUCGUUUUAGUGUAUUAAAAUAUCUGAAACUUAAUUUUAAGUUAAAACUUUCAAAUAUAUUGAGAACAACAAUUGAUUAUUGUCAACUCCGGACGAAGGCAUAAUGAAAUAGCAACCUGGGUAUAUAUGAAAUGAAAUACGAUCGAAACAACACGAUUACAACUGUUUGAAAAAUUCCAAAUGUUUCAAUUUUAGCGUUAGUGGGGACACCUGAAAUCCUUAAUUAAGAGUAACGCGGCACAAAACGGAAACGUAAUCGGCUAAGAUUUUUGGCGGUUUUACUUCCAUUUUUCAAAUGGAAAGACUUGCUACCAACAUACCUUAAUAAGCGAUUUAAUAAAUCGUCGGUGUAAUGCUAUCUUGCUCCAUACGCCACUUUACUAAAUUUGAUAUAAACGCACUUGAAGUUUGCAAAAUGCAUUGAAAUAGGCCAUAUAUAUUUACACCUCAACAUCUCGAAACCUAAAAAAUAUACUUGAAAUGUUCUUAGUGAUUCUGAGAAGGGCAUAUCUUAGCAUCAUAAAAACCAAUCCAUUUUUCGAAAAUGGCGUAUGGAAUAAGAUAGCAUUAAGCCGACGAUAUGUAUGUGUGAUAGCAUUGAACACACGCUUACAACGCUCAUCCCAAACUUCCAUAAAACACUGGGAAAUGCAAUGUGUUGUCUUAAUGUAUGCAUAAAAAAAUUACCCAUCUUCUAUAAAGUCAAAACAUAGGCUUAGAAGAUAUAGGGUGAAUGAUAAGAAAGGUCAACCAAUGGUGAAUAAUAUUUUAUAGACAUGUUAAACUGAAAACUUCCCAUUAAUUCAACAAGAAAAUUAGAAAAGUUUUUCGACGACAUUUGGAAGGAGAUGUCUGUCCACUGUUAUCCGUUUGAACUAGUCUUUAAAAAUGAGGUAUCAUAUCAUUGAGCUAAGAACUUGCAUAGUACAACACUUAUUGUUAUGAAAGAAGUCUAUAUGGAAUCACAAUCUACAAGUAAUCGAUUGGAGAUGGGUCGGCUUUCACCCCAGCAAAUUUAAUUGCAUUUGAUUAUAGGACUUCAGGCUCAAUGUGGAAAUAUUUAUAACUCAAGCAGCACUUUUUAGCUUCAAAUCACCCAAUAUUGUCUGUUUCAGCAAGAAUGAAAAUACCUCUUUCAGGUUUCAAACCAACUACGAAUGCGGAAAAAUGUUUGUCAUGGUUUCAAAAGGAAAGGUAUUCGAGGCUACUUGAAAACCUGACAAUGGUUGCUUUAUUGAUUUGCAUAUAUCAAGCUAUUCCUAUUCAUUAUCAUCUCAAAAUCUUAAAAAAGCAUGCAGAUUCCUGUACAAUUUUAAGUCAUUUCAAGCUUACACAGGCAUUUAGCAGUUUCUUUUUCAAAUUAUGUCAAAGAAAUGGCUUACAUUCGGAAUUGAUUCAUUCUGUCUCAGGUGAUAGCAAAUAGAUUCAACUUUCUUGGUAGUUUUACUCUCAGUAAAAUCUGAUUCAAACCAUAUCUGAGUUUGUUAUCUCUGCAAAAUUAAUAAGACUCUGCAGGAUGACACUUACUGAUACGCGUUCCUUGGUAAGAAUAAGAAAGAAUCUCUCCGAACCAUUUAAUACCAAACUAGGUUUCAGACAAUCUUUUUAAUAUCCUGCUGGAGAAGAGUUUAGGAGAUGCAGAUGUGAAUAGAUAUGGAACACUAAUCGCAAGAGAACACACGCUACUCGCCUAUGCCGACGACAUCGACAUCAUCUGCCUUUGAAAGUAUCGAAAGAGAGUCAGUGAAAAUGGGUCUGGCAGAAAAUGGAGAUAAGACGAAAUGGAUGGUUUCAUAUCCCACACCUUGUACAACCGAGCAGAUAAAGAAAAUGGAGAAAUUUGGGAACCACAUCUUUGAGAUAGUCAGUAACUUUAUCUACCUCGGCACCGCCGUAACAGAAACUAUUGACACCAGUUUUGAGAUAAAGCGAAGAAUAAUACUGGCAAACAGAUGCUACUUUGGACUAAGUAAGCAGUUUAGAGACAAGGCCACCUCUCGUCAGACGAAGAUUGCACUAUGUAAGACACUGAUACUACCCGAAGCAUGGGUACUUGUGAAAGCAGAUGAGGCAGUGCUCUGGGUAUUUGAGAGAAAGAUUCUUCGUAAAAUAUAUGGACCAGUUUGCGUUAAUGGAGAAUAUUGGCGAAGAUUGAAUCACGAGCUGUAUGACGACGAUAGCAUAGUUACACGCAUCAAAAUACAACGGCUGCGUUGGCUAAGUCAUGUUGUCAGAAUGGAUGAAGAAGCUCCAGCAAAGAAGCCUUUUCAAGGCAAACACUAUGGUACACGCAACCCGAGAAGACCAAAAGCCCGAUGGAAAGAUCAAGUGGUGGGAGACACCACGAAACUUGGUGUCAGAGAUUUAAGAACGAGCGCAGAAGAUUGAGGUGCUCGGAACGCUAUUCUACGUUCACCUAGUGGAACAAAUGUUCUGUCAUAGCUAAUUAAAGUAAAGUAAGAAAAAUCUGAGAGAGCUGUUAUAAUAUGCUAAAUAUUGACAGAUGUGUGCUAAAAGCAGGGAAGUUUAGGUAUUUCGGAUAAUACAGAGUAUGGGCCAAUUGUGUUAAAUGAUCGUAGUCAAUUCGUGUUCUCCAGGUAGCAUUUAUAUAUGCAACAUUUUUAAUAAUUUGGUAUCAAUGAUGAUAAUAUAUUCUCCAAAAUUUAUUAUUAAUUUAAGAUUUUGUGUUAAUUUUUUAUUUAGGCAAAGUAAAAAAAAUUAAAUGUUAUUAUGUUUUGGUGCUGGACUUCGUUAAGAAAGAAAUGAUAAAUGAAGAAUUGUUUCAAACCUUUAAAUAAUAUUAAAUAUUGAAACCCAAAAAAAGCAUAAAUUCUUAAACAAUAACAACAAACAACCAAAAAAACAUCACAGUUGAGAGUUUUCAAAGGAAAGGAAAAUUAAAUAAGCAAAAACCUUGGUUUCAGAUAUCAAACAAAAGUAAUAAUUAUUACAACAAAUUAGUAUUAAAAACUAUCACAUACACACAAAAAACACUCACAUCUACAGUUUUUUAACUAAUAUAUACAAAACCAGCAAUAAAACUGUGUAACAUAGACAAUUCUGCCGUUUUAUUUUUAAGUUUUAAUUGUAACAAACGAUUGUUUUACAGCAAAAAAUCUCUAAUAAAACAAUAAGAAACAAAAACAAACAGAGCCACAAACGAAAAUCAAAAUAGCCUUAAACAAAUCAAAUAAAUUUUAUACAAUCGCUACAUAAAUGACAUGAAACUAAGAAAUAGACAAAUUUUUUGAAAUUGCUACAUAGUAUACAAUGGAAAAUGAAAUCGUUUAAGUUUCUAUAAGAGCUAGACAGGAACAACAAAUGCAAUAAUUUUUAUUGGUUUAUUAUUAAUGUUAUUAUUUUAAAUACUGUUAAUUAUUUUCUAAUGGUAUACAAAAUAAAUCCAAUUCCAAGAAACCACACCCCCCGCCCCCACCACCUAAAUAAAAUAGCAAAAAUGAGGCAUAGCAAUAGAUAAAAUUUAUUGUAACAUUAAAAAACAAACAAAUAGAGAAAUCUAUUUUAAAUUAUUUACCCAUAUAUUGAACAAUACUACAAGAAUUAAUUCAAUAUAAUUUCUCUCAUUAAAGCAAACCUUCCUAGUAUAUAAUAUACAACCAAUACAACAACGUUUUCAUGUUUACUUUUUGUUGACAAAUGUUAUAUACAAACCAUAAAUCGUAUACAAAAAAUUGUUUUUUAAAAACAAAAUCUGCCACCGCCAAUAGUUAAUUUUUUUUUGUAACAUAGUUUAGUUAUAAAUACAAUAUACAAAAAAUAUAUCUUUAAACAACAAACAAACAAUCAAUCAAAAUGCAUAAAAGCUAACUUAACCAUAAAUGAAAAUACAACAAUAAUCUGUGAUUUAUAGCACAAGUAACUUAACUUAAACAUUUGCGAAACUAUAAAACAAAAUCCUCCGCAGAAGCAAAAGUAAAAGAACACACACACUCACACACACCCACACACACACACACACACCGAAAAUAAUAACAGUUAAUUGAACAACAUAUUUAUUAUUGUUUUCAUUAGUUACAAGAGCUAUUUUUUGUUUUGUUCUGUAAUCUAUGAGGAAAAUGUUGAAUCAAUAUGAAAUAGUAUUUGAGAAGUGCGUAUAAGGGGAAGCUGUAAAACAUAUUCAAAAUUGCUGGAAAGCAAUAUGAUGGGCCACAUAAAAUCUUUUACUUGUGCACUUGGUUCGCUGGUUACAAAGUAAAGCAUGGGGUAAAGUUAGUCAUUGCACAUCGUGUCAUUGUGGGGUUUCCCACUCGAUUAUCACCCGGCUAUGGCCAUAAACACCUUAGUAACCUGCGCACAGUUGAAUAGAAUUCAACAAGCGACAAUAUAGCAUAGUAGGUAGCACGAUCGUUUGUUGCUAGAAAACAAUUAAUUUUGGUAUCGCAAUCGACCAAAUUUGUCAAAGUGAGUGUGUUUAACAGACUGCCCUGACAGUGUAACCAACCAACAGGAAAGUGUUAGCGAUUAAAUUGGGCCCAUAUUCUCGUAACCAUCUUGAAGUUUUUCUCGUUUCUUUCAGUUGCUUAGUCGGAAAUUAAAAAAAAAUAGUUGAUUGCUUAAACUAUCCAUGACGAAAACUGUUUGAAAACAGGACUUCAUAUGCACUUCACAUAUUGUAUGGCCAAGGUGAACAACUUUAUUUUCAAAUAAUUUUCUAAACUCUCUACACAGAUAAAAAACAAAAGCACAUUUGGUCUUAUCGCUACCUCAUAGUAUCAUUUGAUAACGUAAAUAAUUUUAAUGCUGUGUACCACCCUUUUCUAUGAGUGUAUCUACGAGUUAUAAUGGGGGCCUAAUUCUAUCGCCAUGAUCCACACACAAUUCUUCAGAAAGUAACCGUACCUACCUGUUGUGAAUUGGUAGUAUUGUACAGCUGGCGUGUUCCCAGUGACGUUGUCAGUUUAAUAUUAUACUUCUUUGGCAUAGGUUUUCACUCAGCUAAUCUAAUAAUUUGAAAGAUAUUGUAAACCUAUUUUCUUAUAGCUGUCAUAAAGAUUAAACUCUGCUUCUUAAGAUCAUUUCAUCCAAACGCACUAAAACUAGUAAACAUAAUCAAUAACCCCUCAUAUAAGCUGGUCCCUUAUACGUUUUCCCAAAAGAUUUAUUGCAAAUUUUUUGAUAUUUGACUUCAACAUUUUUCUACAAAAACAUUUUUUUUGUUUAAAAACAACAGAUACAGAUAUCGUACGCCAUUUAACAUAAAGUCUAACAAUAUUGAACCAGGAACAUCGAAUUAAACUAUAGUAAUAAAAUCAAUGCAUUUGCAAUGAAAUCAAAAUCAAACCAGAAGACGAACACUUUACAAAUUGAUAUGAAAAAUACAAAUGUUUGCCGUACCAAUGAUUUUUUUGUUUUGGAAAUCAACAAAAACUAAAGAAAAGAUGAAGUAUGUAAUUAUUAAAAAAAAAGAGAAUUGAACGAAAUGCAAAAAACACCAUGAUCGGUAAUAAGAAUGAAAAAUAAAAUAAAAUGAAUAGAAAAAACUUUCACUGUACCAAAAAUAUAAAAGUACCUCAUAAACAUAAACAAAAGAAAUGAAAAAAUCUUUUUUAAUCACAAUGAAAUCAAACGCUAAAAUAGUAACAACAUCAGAUGAGGAUGGAUAUUACGAAGAGUAUAUAUAGGAGAGAAAAAAGGAAUUAUAAAUAUUAUAAUUUAAAUUGAAAAUGUUUUUUUGCAAAAGGACUAUAUUUUUCUUUAGAAAGUUUGAUUUUCUUCUUAUUCUGUCAAAAACUUAUCUUAAUAAAUACCACUUCAAAAUUAAAAACAACAAUUUAAAAUCAUAUAUUCCCAUUUAAAGCUCCAAAGCAACUGACAAAGACCGAACUGCAAAUCAGUAAAGUCAUGUAGAUAAAUAUUAAUGACCUUAUUCACAGAACUUACUGAAGCCUUAAAAUAGGUUUAUUUGACAGUUCCACAAAGGGAAUCUACAUUAUGUGUUGUGAAUACCUGUGUAAAACUUUAUUACGUCUUUUUAACCAUAUAACUCUCACUUAUUUUCUAAUUAUUUAGGAUUACUCUUAAACUUGUAACUCACAGAAGUGUAAACUAAGCUUUACUUAAUAUUUAAUAAUGAUUAAUUAUUAAAGCAUUAAUUUUUUUCCUACUCAGAUAAUGGUUCGGACAUAUAAAUGGCACAUUUCACUUUGUUUUCUAAGUUUUUUCAUCUACUUCGCUGGUCAAGAUAAGUAUAUAUGACUCCAAAGAUAAACGAAGUAAAUUACUCAAAAGGAGACCCACUUGUCGUUUAGAACCAACGUAGGUUGGCAAGUCUGCCCAUGACGUGAAAGGUAGGCUUGGAGUUUUGAGCGGUGGCCGAAAUUACGGUCCCCGUGCAACUCCUGCCGCACUCGGUAUUGUAGUGUUGAAAAAUAAACGGGAAAUGCGGCAAUUCCUGCGAUUGAGAUAUUGAUAAGACGUUUCCCGAAAAAGUAAAAAGACAGAAAAAGAAAAUCCACCUACUAUACAGAUUGGUCUAAAUAUUCCCAUACUUCUUUCCCUUAUAAGAACAAGAUAAGUAUCGGUGUCAGAUAGAGCAUAACUUUGCCUGCCAAUAGGUGAUUCAUGUCUUACAUUGCUUCGUUCUUAGUUAAAUUGGCAAUUAUUGACCAAUGCUGUUGCCUUUUUAUGAUGUUACCGAUCUAUUGUAGAUUAAUAAAUCGAAACUAUAGUUAUCAUUAAGUGUUUCCUAGAUGACGCCUUGAAUGUGGACUAAAUUAGUUUUAUCGUCGUUUAUUGCAAGAUUCGAUUAAAUUUUUCCGAAGGCUGCACUUGUUGACCGCUUUUUUAGACUUAUGAUUUCGAAGCAGAAUGAGUUUGUUGUAAAAAUAGUGUGCAUCUGGUAACAUCUGUUUCCCAUUUUUUAAGUUAAUUGUAACUAAUAGAUCGCCCCAUGCUAUAAAGGAGACGUUUUUUGCAAAUAGAGAAACGCAUACCCAAAUUUUUUCCUUUUGAUCCCAAUAAGCAAAAUACGAAAUAUUAUGGUGAUCGGUUAACGCUGACCCGUGCCACCAUGACGUCCAAAUUUAGAUGUAAUGCUUUCUAAGGAAUCUAGUAGAGUAUUUUAGCAUGAAAUUCGUAAACUAAGUAUACAUUUACAUAUAUGGAAUUUAUUACAAAACCUCAACUGUACCCUGCAAAAUUGUAGUAACUACGCCCUUAUAAGUGCCAAUCAGGCGAAUCCGAUUUUUACCAAUAUUGAGAAACAAGUGAUAUAUGCUAAAACAAAAAAAAAGUGAUAUGCAAAUUUAAGUGGUGAUUAGAUAACAAAUGCGAUCUCCGCUUUAUUACAAAAAACAGCAAACUCAUUUGGAAUUUUCCUUUUUGGGAUCAAAAGGAAAGAACUAGUGGAGGCUACUUUUUGUUUUUUACAUUAAAAUAUAUGUACCUUAGUAUAGGUUAUGCAAUAGUGGCAGUCCGUUACAGACUCACUCAGACGAAGUGACACAACAGUAGCGACAGACCAAAGCCUCCGAGCACGCUACCAAUUCGGCUAACACCUAUUAUUAUUAUUGUUAUUAUCUGUUAUCGCAUGAUAUAGAUAAUUGUUCUGUGCAACUUUACACUAAAAUCUAUACAGUACAGCUGACUAUCACUGGACAGAACUUAAAUAAAACACGGGAUUACUCAUUCGUGGUGAGUUGUCGUUCACAAAAGACACGGCCACCAUAUGCGGCAAAGACAUCUCUUAAUAAAUGUUUGAAUAUAGAAUUACCGAAUUCAAUCACGAAUUGAAUAUAUUUUUCUGCUAACUGUUCAUCAUUUUACAACACAGCACACUGGAAAAUAGUUAAGUAGGCGACAAACAUCGACCCGAUUUUUAAAAAUUUUUGGCUAAUAAAAUACAUAUGUGCUGGAAACAAUCGUUUUUAUUUGCAAAUAACUUAAUUUCAUGUGCAUGAAAAGAUCAAAAUUUUCAUUAGAAGUUGCGAGCAAAAAUUCUCCAAUGCCUAUUACGUCACCCUAUUACGCAAAAAGAAUUUCAUUUGAGCUGCGUACCUGCAAGCAAAAUUUUCAGUAGCGGUAUCGAAACCGAAAAUUUCGCUUAGGAUAUGUCAAUGGAUUUCUUAUGGAGACGAAAUUUUCGCCAUAGGUACAUUCUGCCCCAUAACAGUUAAACAGCCUGAGAUAUACAAGUCUAUAUCAUUAUUAAUUUUUGUUGUCUUGGAGCUUUUCAUAUUUGUUUAGACACAAAAUUUUAGUAUAAAAAAUAUAUUUUCUCACCUUAUUUGUAUUUGUAAAUUACGUACAUUGCGUGUAAGCACUCUAAUACGAAUUGAAAUGUUCUCAAACUACUUCACAGAUUUAGCUUAACAGUGUUCUUUAACUAGAUUUUAUAAAACUUAACAUAAACUACCUUAUUUUUAUCUUCUUUAGAAAUGUAUUUUAACAAAGUGUUCAUUAAAUUAUGAUAAUUUCUAAUAAUAAAUUUAUUUUUAACAGACCAAGCAAUUGAAUAGAAAGGAAAUGAAACUUUUAAUUCUAAUUGUACUUUCAAUAAUAUGAAGAAAAAAAAAAAUUUUGUAAAUUCUUUAAGGAAUUAUUACUUUGGAUUUUCAUGUAAGACUUCACAAAUAUUCUCAAUUUACAAUCACUGCCUGCUUUCCUUUUGCAACACAACACUGUCUUUUUUACAUACAAAUUUUAAUUUACAUCUAUUUAAAUACAAUAUAUUGAUUAAAAUAUAGUAUUUUGAAAUUUUAAUUUUUGCAUCACACUACGAAUGUUUCAUAAAUCAAUUCCCAAAGUUUUGCCUUAGUUGAAAAGAAAUUCUUCUGUCAUUGAAAUCAAGCUGUGAACAUUGUGAGGAUCUUUAAGAAAUGUGUAUUUUUAGGAUAUAGUUCAAUAUUUAUAAAAGAAUAUAAUUUUUUAAAAUGUAAAACUUACUACGUUAAAUGUUAUUUCAUAUGAUUUUUAAAUAAAAUUUUAUUUUUUUAUUUGACAAAAACCUGUUCUGUUUCGAUCAUAUGUUGUUUUUAAUUUGCAGCUAUAACGGACAUGAUGCUCUUGUUCACACUGAACACUUUACUAUUGGCCAUAUUUUAUUGUAAUUUAUUUAAUAUACUCCAAUUGUAAAUAAAGGACAUAGGACAAGGACAAAUAUAUGACAUGCCGUCUAGAAUAUUAUAUUAAACAAUCACGCAAACUAACGUUAACAUUUUGUUUUAAGUAUACAAGAGAGAAGAUGAGAAACAUGUUGCUUAUUUUUUUAUUUUCAAAUAAAUGUCCUUUUAAACGACA
Stomoxys calcitrans (stable fly) is the source of this 16100-nucleotide messenger RNA. RefSeq names its product broad-complex core protein isoforms 1/2/3/4/5 (gene mamo). Lineage: Eukaryota; Metazoa; Arthropoda; Insecta; Diptera; Muscidae. The coding region runs from base 1968 to 6104 and encodes 1378 amino acids. The record is from RefSeq and is a predicted model, not a curated record. Gene Ontology annotation, cellular component: nucleus. Gene Ontology annotation, molecular function: protein binding. Gene Ontology annotation, biological process: regulation of transcription by RNA polymerase II. The transcript has 11 exons.